Orbilia oligospora ATCC 24927 is the source of this 1995-nucleotide messenger RNA. RefSeq lists its product as uncharacterized. The transcript has 4 exons. Bases 1 to 1995 code for a protein of 664 amino acids. The record is from RefSeq and is a predicted model, not a curated record. Lineage: Eukaryota; Fungi; Ascomycota; Orbiliomycetes; Orbiliales; Orbiliaceae.
AUGAACAAGAUUGCGACUCCGCUGCUCUACGAGAUGGUCAAUAUCAGCGCAGAUAACGACUACCGCUGGGAAGACCGUCAAGUUAGAUGUCUUACGGAGAUGGACAAUCGAAACAUGCCUCUCAUCAAACAACUCUUGAACUUUUGUGUCCGAAAGGAGAAUACAAAAGAAUGUAUGAAACUCAUCGAACGUCUCGAGGAGGAUCAGUUGCACUGCAUUGAGCUGUUCCACAAACAUGAAACUUCAAAUCCAGAUGUCACAUUCGAAAUCGACGAGUCCUGCACUGAAGUCGUCAAAGCUAUGUUCCUUAAGAACAAAAAACUCCGUGCUCUUUACGUCGACAUGGGCGAGAAAAAUCUCUAUGAAAUCUUCUUUCCCCUCAUUUCUGCCAGUGCCAACUGGCUCUCCACUCUCAUCCUCGUUAUCGAGAAAACAGAUUCUUUCCUUUAUGAUGUUGAUACCCUGAUUUCCUUCCUCGGUUCCCUGAAAUUCCUGCGAUCAUUUGAGCUUGACAUGGUUGAAUAUUUCGAAGAUUCACCUUGGCAGCAUGACAAUGGCGUUCGCCUCAUCGAUUCCAUCUUUGAAAUCCCGACCAUCGAACAGGUUGUCUUUGGUGGCUCUGAUUUCCCCUAUGAACGAUAUAAUCAAACUCAUAAAACCAAACGGAUUGGCUCCAAUCUCACUCAAUUUGGGUUCUUCUCCGGAGUCGGUUGCGACCGCUUUCUCCGUGACAACUUCGACCCUCAACGCCUCAAAGCUCUCCGAAUCCUCUGGCCCGUUGAUACGGAUUUUGAUAUCCUCUCCGAAUUCUUGAUGUCCUUCAAGGGUCUUCGCUCCCUCCAUCUUACCCUACGCAACCCAGAUCGCUUUGAUACUCUGCAUUGCAUUGCACAUCAUGGUGGCAGUUUGGAACGUCUCUCGUUACGUGUCUUCACGCCUGAUUUUAAACCAUUUGGCCGGUUUGCCCACAUCGAUGAGUUUGAGUACUUGUUGAAACACUGCACCGCCUUGAGAGAACUUGCUGUCCCUGUCACAUAUAUCCACCAGCAUUGGUAUCGUGGUCCAGGGGAAACAGAAGCUAAAGACGUUUUAUACGAAGAUCUGAACUGGAGCUUUCACUGGCCAAAUGUGGUCUGUCCGAUUGAGUCCCUCCACGUCCUCAAUGAACCAGUCCCCGCAAACAAAGACCUCCGCCAAUCCUAUAGUAAAGACCGAAGAAUGGAAGUAAUCACCCGUUUCGCAAUGGACCUUCAUAACCAAGUUAACAUCCUCGGCGCCUCCAACCACGUCGAUCCAUACCAAGUCGACGAAACUCUCCUGCCAGCCGCCGCCACCGCCACCACCACCCUCGAAAACGGAGAAUCGGACCCAGAACCCAUUUUGACGGAUGAAGAUUCUGCUCCUGCAAGUUUACCGGAUAAUAAUAUGCCUUUUUAUACCUGGCAGGAACCUACGUGCUAUACAUCCAAAUCUGGGUUUCAACGUCGAUUGAAGCAGAUCGGACCGGAGUUGUUGCCGAAUCUUAGGUCUAUUUUAUUUGGCGAUAAUACUAAAUGUGGGAGGGAUAGUUGUUUGUAUCUUCACGAUUGGGAGUUUGAGGAGAUGGAUUUGGUGCCUGUUGUUAUCGAUAAAGUCGACUAUGAAACCGGGUACCCGGAUAUCAAAAUGGAAGAUGAUGACGAUAUUACCACCAAGAAGACUCAGGAGAAGGAAAAGACUGAUGAGAAAGCUGGAGAGGAAACUAAACCACAAGAGGAUGGAACAGAGAAGGAAAAGGAGGGCGAAUGUCCAGGUGGGAAUACCUGCCCUACUAGAAGGGAAGGGAAAGAGGCGACAACUUGGGUUGAGAGUCCUUCUGCUAUUAAUGGAAACGGCGAGAAUGUCGGUGGAGGAACACUCUGGAAGUUCAAGGAAGUCGAUUGGGCGGAGUUUGUUGGGCGGUUUCCAUGGUUGCAUGACUUUGAAAUUGACGCUCGAGGGUGGAUGGAUGAGUAA